AUGGUAUUCCAAGCACCGUAUCCUUCGUACGACCCCAUCGACAAGGAAGGCUACGAAACUGUCCAGAAGCGAUGGCCGAUCAUCCUUACUGGAGUCGUGAACCAGCUUCAUUUAGAGAAUCACGAUCUUUUUGUUAGUUUAGGACAAGCCGAUGGCAAGGAUUCGCUGGAAGGAAAGCUUGCAGAAGGGAAAUCCCUCAUUGAGAAGGUUAGUAAGCUCAAGUAUGAGAUGGCGCGGGAUCAUGCAUUAGAAUCUCUCCCUCAAGACGGUGGUUCACAAGUAGAGACAUAUAAUGCAGAGCUGGAACGACUGGCGGCUAUCUCGAAGAAUACGUGGUUUACUGCCCCCUGGCUCUUUGCAGAAUGUUAUCUUUAUCGUUUAAUCUGGUCCUUCCUAUUGCAAACAACGCACUGGCGUCGAUACGAUCCCUUUCGUGCACAGAAGAUCGACGCGUUUCAGAAAUCUGGAGUCGCAAUAUAUAGUUGGGUCGCUCAGUUGAAUACAGAGAUCGCAACAAUUAUCCAUGAAUUGGAUCAUGCGAAGAAAAACAUAGAGGAAAAUGUUGAUAACCUGAGGGUUUUGUUUCAAGAGAUGGUGCAGAUGUGCUUAUGGGGAAACUCCAUCGAUUUAUCGCUAUUAACAAACUUGUCCUUAUCCGACAUCGAGCAUCUUCAAGCUGUUGGCAAAGACGCUCAAGCAGCUAGAGAAGCGUUCAUUUUGAAAGACGAUCAGGAAACUGCAUGGGACCAUCUCAAGUCUCUCAAGGACGGAAGAAUAGAUUUUGUGCUUGAUAAUGCUGGAUUUGAACUCUUUACGGACCUGGUUUUCGCCGACUUUUUGGUCACUCAUACACCAUAUGUUUCCAAGGUCGUUAUGCACCCUAAGUUGAUUCCAUGGUUUGUAUCCGAUGUAACUCCAUCCGACUUUUCGCAAACCUUUGAUCUUCUCCUUGACGACGCGUUUUUGGCUUCAUCGUGUCCAACCGAAGCAGAGAAGAAACACCUUCGGUAUAUGACGGAAAGGUGGAAAGAUUAUGUAGAACGAGGCAUUUUCUCGUUGUCCGUACCAAUAAGCACUCCUCUUGGAGAAGGAAUAGGCUCCACAGCUGAUUUCUGGACGACUCAUUUACCCUACUGGAACAUGAAGAUCCAUGCUCAGUCUCUGUGGACCGAUUUUCAUCUGAACAGCAGCCUUGUUAUAUUUAAGGGAGACCUAAAGCUGACGGGGGACAUAAGCUGGCCAACGCUGACUCCAUUUAGGGUGGCCAUAGCAGGGCCUUUGGCGGGAUCUUUCCCUCUAUUGAGUCUCCGCACUAGCAAGGCUGAUGUUGUCGUGGGAGUUAGUAAUGAGGUAGCUGCGCAGCUUAAUAAAACCGACAAGCACUGGCGAGUAAACGGGCGGUAA
Molecule: messenger RNA, 1404 nt
Organism: Guyanagaster necrorhizus
Lineage: Eukaryota; Fungi; Basidiomycota; Agaricomycetes; Agaricales; Physalacriaceae
Product: DUF89 domain-containing protein
Exons: 14
Coding region: 1-1404 (467 amino acids)
Biological process (GO): DNA damage response
Cellular component (GO): nucleus
Molecular function (GO): phosphatase activity
Source: RefSeq, a predicted model, not a curated record